Brassicogethes aeneus is the source of this 762-nucleotide messenger RNA. The record is from the annotation of a GenBank genome assembly. NCBI's taxonomy places the organism in Eukaryota, Metazoa, Arthropoda, Insecta, Coleoptera, Nitidulidae.
AUGAACAACACCACGGUCUACUGCGAUUUCAGGCAGUUCAGCAGGAGCUACGAAGAAAUCCACGGCCCGCUCAGCUUUCUGGUGUGCGUUUUCGGCUCCAUCGCCAACAUCCUCAACAUUUGCGUGUUGUCCACGAAAGAGAUGCGAUGGCCCACCAACUUGAUUUUGACAGGGUUGGCCGUGGCGGAUUUGCUGGUGAUGCUGGAGUACAUUCCCUUCACCGUGCACAGGUAUCUGGAUAACGGCGCCAAAAACCAAAUUUUUCACUUCAUUUCGUGCGUGUUGACGGUGAUUUUGGCGAUAUGGAGGUACAUCAUCAUCACAAACCCACAAAAUAGCAAUGCUUACUGCAGCAUGAAGCAGACCUUCUACGUGAUAGUUGCAACGUACAUCGUGUGCCCUAUAAUAUGCUCCCCGUUAUUCCUAUCGCUGAAAAUACUGUCCUACAACCAAACCUGCGAACCAGACGGCAGGAUAAUCAACAAGGAACACCUCCAUCUCUUCAACAACACCGAAAGCAGUGUUAUUUAUUACACGGACUAUAUCAGCGACACCUACAAGCAGAGCAGUUUUUGGAUAUACGGGGUGGUGAUCAAGUUAGUGCCCUGCAUCCUGCUGACGCAUCUGUCCCGCAGGAUUAUUUCCGUUCUUCUGGAGACCAAACGCAGGAGGAAGCUCUUGAUGAACGGGAACGUUACGAUGAACAGUAGUGACGUGAGGCCGGUUCUGAGCAAAAAACUUUCACAAAGAUCGACAAGCUGA